AUGGGCAGCUCAACCUCCAGUUCCAAUGGCAGCUCCGACUGCAGCUCAUCGGCAACAUCAUCAACCACGGGCAGCAGCAGCAGCAGCUCGAUGCCAAGCAACUGCAACUGCUGCGUGGCGCCACGCUUCGGCUUCAAACGUCUGCUGCAGAAGUUGCAGAAGUUGCGACGCACAAUCAAGCGUCAUUUGCGGCCACGCAAGAAUCGCUGCGGCUUUCAGCGUCGCUAUGGGGCACGCACAGCGCUGUUGCGUCCGAUGCCCCGUUGCAGCUCCUUUGGCAGCUGCGGCACUCUGCUGACGCCCACAAAGCGUGCCAAGGCCACGCCCACCGACACUCAUUAUGCGCAAUGGAAGUGCACAUUCGAGCAUGCCAGGGGCAGCAAGAAGUAUGGCGCAACAGCAGCUGCAACUGCGCCACACGACAUCAGCGAAGCGCUCUCCGGCCAAACGACACCACGAGGCUUCCCCUCGCACACCGAUGCCCGACGCUGUUCCCAACAGUUGCAACAGUUGCAGCAACAGCAGCAACAACAACUCCAGCCUGUGGUCGAGCAGCCACUCUAUGAGCAGGCCCAGGUGCGUCGUCGUCUCAGCUUCCGUCUGCCCGGCGGCGGCGGCGGCACCGUGCGUCGGUUGACCGCACGCCAGAGGGCGGCACAGGCCAAACUGGAGGCACAGCUGCAGCGAGAGCUGCGCGAUUUGGAGGAUUACUACGGCGGAUUUCACUAUGCACGCCGCAACGAGCGACGCAUUUGA
Molecule: messenger RNA, 756 nt
Organism: Drosophila nasuta
Lineage: Eukaryota; Metazoa; Arthropoda; Insecta; Diptera; Drosophilidae
Gene: nullo
Product: cellularization-related protein nullo
Exons: 2
Coding region: 1-756 (251 amino acids)
Source: RefSeq, a predicted model, not a curated record